Molecule: messenger RNA, 592 nt
Organism: Loa loa (African eye worm)
Lineage: Eukaryota; Metazoa; Nematoda; Chromadorea; Rhabditida; Onchocercidae
Exons: 4
Coding region: 27-497 (156 amino acids)
Molecular function (GO): cysteine-type endopeptidase inhibitor activity
Source: RefSeq, a predicted model, not a curated record
CAAAGACAAGCAACGAACGUAACGAUAUGUCAAUAAAAGAAGCAUUGCUGGUGGUACUUUUAUUGUUAUUCGGUUUCAUAACGCUAAUCCUACUGCAAAGAUCCACUGAUAUGGAGUCUGAGGCACACAGACACUCUGCCCAGGAUAUUUUAUUAGGAGGAUGGUCAGAACGUGAUCCAGAAGACAAUGAAAUACAGGAAUUGUUGUCAAAUGUCUUAAAUAAAGUAAAUCAACAGUCAAACGAUGAGUACCAUUUGAUGCCGAUCAAAGUGGUGAAAGUUUCAUCGCAAGUUGUCUCCGGUAUGAGAUACAAGAUGGAUGUACAGGUUGCUCGGUCGGAAUGUAAAAAAAGUUCAAGUGAGCAAGUUAACCUGAAAACGUGUAAGAGAUUGGAGGGGCAUCCGGAUCAGAUUAUGACAUUGGACAUAUGGGAGAAACCAUGGGAGAAUUUCCUACAAGUUAAAAUCCUCGAAACAAAAGUGCUGUCGUCAAUGUGAUUCUCUCUGUGAUUCUUUUUGUCAGUUCCAUUUCAUAAUAUUAUUCUCAAUUCUUUGCUUCUAUUGUUCGGUGCCUAAGAACGUUUAUAACUGCA